GCCCUGGCUCCGGCCGGCCCUCGCGGCGACAGCCCGCGUUCCGCGUCCCCGGGAAGUUGUCUCCGGAGCCCGGGGCCCCUGGGUCUCCUCCCCCUGAGCCCCGCCCCCUCGCCCGGAGCUGGGAUCUGCAAGCUGCCCGGCCCGGGGGCGUCGCCGCUCGCUCGGCGAAGCCAGCGAGUGUCUGCUUCUCUGCGCGGAUCGCGCGUCCCCUGCCUGACCGGGGACCCCCGCGCACCCCAGACACGGCGCGCGCUCAGAGCGCGGGAGCCCGGGGCUCCGGGCGCCUGGGAUCCCGCGGAGCCGCUGCCCAGCCCGCGGGGCUCGGCAGGGAUGCAGUCUGCGCUGUGAGCCCGGGCGCCAAGGCCAUGUCCGGCACCCGCUGCCGGACCCUUUACCCCUUCUCCGGGGAGCGGCAUGGCCAGGGGCUCCGCUUCGCCGCGGGUGAGCUUAUCACGCUGCUGCAAGUCCCGGACGGAGGCUGGUGGGAAGGCGAGAAGGAGGACGGGCUCCGCGGCUGGUUCCCGGCAAGCUACGUGCAGUUGCUGGAGAAGCCUGGAAUGGUCCCCCCUCCGCCCGGAGAGGAAAGCCAGACGGUUGUCCUUCCACCUGGCUGGCAGAGCUACUUGUCCCCUCAGGGCCGGCGUUACUAUGUCAACACGACCACCAAUGAGACCACCUGGGAACGUCCCAGCAGUUCUCCUGGGAUUCCAGCCAGCCCUGGCCCUCACAGGAGCUCUCUGCCUCCAACAGUGAAUGGAUACCACGCAUCAGGGACCCCAGCGCACCCUCCAGAGACUGCCCACAUGAGUCUCCGAAAAUCCACCGGUGAUUCCCAGAACCUGGGAUCCUUGUCACCAGGCAAAAAGCAGAGCAAGGAAAACACCAUCACAAUAAAUUGCGUGACAUUCCCUCACCCAGACACCAUGCCUGAACAGCAACUGUUAAAGCCAACCGAGUGGAGCUACUGUGACUACUUCUGGGCUGAUAAGAAGGAUCCCCAAGGCAAUGGCACGGUGGCUGGGUUCGAACUGCUGCUCCAAAAGCAACUGAAGGGCAAACAAAUGCAGAAAGAAAUGUCUGAAUUUGUCCGAGAGAGGAUAAAGAUUGAAGAAGAAUAUGCAAAGAACCUGGCUAAGCUCUCUCAGAACUCCUUGGCUGCACAGGAGGAAGGCUCCUUGGGAGAAGCUUGGGCCCAGGUGAAGAAGAGUCUGGCAGAUGAAGCAGAGGUUCAUCUCAAGUUCUCCGCCAAGCUUCACAGCGAGGUAGAGAAGCCCUUAAUGAACUUUCGUGAGAACUUCAAGAAAGACAUGAAAAAGUGUGACCACCAUAUCGCUGACCUCCGCAAGCAGCUCGCCAGCCGCUACGCGUCGGUGGAGAAGGCCCGGAAAGCCCUCACUGAGCGGCAGAGAGACCUGGAGAUGAAGACCCAGCAGCUGGAGAUCAAGCUGAGCAACAAGACAGAGGAGGACAUCAAGAAGGCACGGAGAAAGUCCACACAGGCUGGUGAUGACCUCAUGCGUUGUGUGGACCUCUACAACCAGGCGCAGUCCAAGUGGUUUGAAGAGAUGGUGACCACCACUUUGGAGCUGGAGCGGCUGGAGGUGGAGAGGGUGGAGAUGAUCCGGCAACACCUGUGUCAGUACACACAGCUGCGGCAUGAGACAGACAUGUUCAACCAAAGCACAGUCGAGCCUGUGGACCAACUGCUUCGAAAAGUGGACCCGGCCAAAGACAGAGAGCUGUGGGUCAGAGAGCACAAAACGGGCAACAUUCGCCCCGUGGACAUGGAGAUCUAGACACGCCUGUGCGGCCCCGGGGGUCCUGACCCAGGAGAGGGGCUGGGGGUCCCGUGGAGAGGGGGUGGUGGCUCCCGCUGGGUGAAGCUGCCCUCCCACCCACUCUCCUGUCCACUGAGGAGAGAGGAGAGAGCUGGCAAUUCCAGAAGGGUGAUCUGGGUGGCUCAGCUGGGGAAUCCCAGAUAUUCCCAGGCCAAGAAGACAGACCCCGCCCUUGUCUCCAAGACUGAAGCCCCCCCCCCAAACCCCGUGCCAUGCUUGUUGCUCUGAGAACAAACUGAGGCUGGAACUUUGUGGUCCCUGCUGAGUUCCAUAGGGGUGGCCAUCACAUACUUUUGCCCUUGGAUGCCCCAAAGCCCAUCCUUCACCUGGUCCCUUUAUCUCCGGGGCUUUGGAAGAUCAGGGAAGGGCUGUCUCUGCCUCCAAGCCAAUGUCAGGAUCAGAAUCAUGGAUAGAAGGCGCCGUCAGCUCAGCCUGCACCUAGACUCCUUUACGGCCCUCUCUAUUUUUCUCAUUGCAUUCUGGGAGCCCAAAUCUGGCUUUUCUUGGCCACUUUUCAUCCCCGUGGGUCUUGGGAAGGCCUGUUUUCUGUCUUCCCUGACCAACCCUGCCCAGAGAGGUCAGGAUGGAACUACCUCAUUUGGCAAAUUAGCCCCAAGUCGGAGCAUUGAAUCACGGUUCCCAUCAGAUCAGGCAUCGGCUCUGAAGUCUCUGGAAAUCCCCAUCCCUCCAUUCCUCAGCUGCUUUCUCAAGGCAGUCCCCACCCCCACCCUGCCACCCCUGCCCAAAGUUCUCUGCCAGGGAGACCUCCUUCAGCUGUGUGCAUGUCCAAAAGCUUUGAGAGAUGGAGAUGAGCCAGAAACCACAUGGGGUCUGUCUCCCAUCGUGUCCUGUCCAACACGGGGCUACCCUGACCCCCACUCUCCCAGUCUGCCCACCAAGGGCUUAAUAGGGCUAGGUCAGUCCCACAUGGGAGACAGGUUAGGGCAAGUCUUUGUCAAGACUCCAUCUGCUUAGGCAAGAUAGGGUUUGGACUGCUGUAUGAGCAUUGCAGACUCUCUCUCCUUGCUAUCCAGGUGUGUCCUGCCACCUGGACCUCCAGCUCCUCCGAACUUUCCAGAGCCCGCCAGCACCUCCUUUCCCUCUGUCCAUCUUCCCUGGAGAAGCCUGAGCCAAGCGUGACUUGGGAAGCUUUUCAGCACUACCCCUGGGUUCAGCCCGCCACUUUCUUUCUCGACUACAGCAAACACCAUCUCUCCCCCAUCCUAGCCUAGAGAAUCAGCCUGAGGGGGCUGGGAGAAAAUAUUGACCCAGUGAGCAAGGAACAGCUUCUAGCCAGAAACCCCUGCUCUGAGAGGCCACCUUUCUUCAUCUUUUCCCUUGAUGGCUUUCGGCUUGACCCUUCCAUCUCCCAUAGGGGCAGAAUUCUAUGAGCCCAAUUCACGGAUCUUUCCCUCCAUUUUACACUGCUAAUAAUGGAUGUUAAUCUUGAAUCUUUCAGCAUCUCUUCCAUUGAAUUAGAAUGGCUUUCUCAUAGUUUAUUUUAGAAAGAUGUUCAAUAUACUAAAGCAAACCAGAUCUUGUCACUUUUUUUUUUUUUUUUUUUACUAAAACAUCCCAAGCACAAAAGCCAACGUGAAGGUGUUCACAAGCAUGGAGGGGGUGGGAUCUGUCCAGCAUAGGAUGGAAAACCACUCCUUUUGCAUCCGGGCUUGAACCAUGACACCAGCUACCAAUUUUAGGAUAUUUCUUGGCUUCUCACUCUAAAAAAUGGGUGCUAGUGGUAAUUGCUUUGUGGCUUAGUAAACUAUAGAUGAUUUUCAAACAUCAAA
Marmota flaviventris (yellow-bellied marmot) is the source of this 3628-nucleotide messenger RNA. It is a transcript of the gene Gas7, whose product is annotated as growth arrest specific 7. Lineage: Eukaryota; Metazoa; Chordata; Mammalia; Rodentia; Sciuridae. Gene Ontology annotation, biological process: neuron projection morphogenesis; clathrin-dependent endocytosis; clathrin coat assembly. The record is from RefSeq and is a predicted model, not a curated record. Gene Ontology annotation, cellular component: clathrin-coated pit; cytoplasm; plasma membrane. Gene Ontology annotation, molecular function: protein binding.